Molecule: messenger RNA, 941 nt
Organism: Vombatus ursinus (common wombat)
Lineage: Eukaryota; Metazoa; Chordata; Mammalia; Diprotodontia; Vombatidae
Gene: BTF3L4
Product: basic transcription factor 3 like 4
Exons: 6
Coding region: 95-571 (158 amino acids)
Source: RefSeq, a predicted model, not a curated record
UCCUUUCUCUGCCUCCGCUGCGACCGCCAUCUUGCUGCCGCCGCGUGUUGCCGUCGGAGGAAGCCCGCGCCUUGGCUCCAGAUCUGCCAGCAGCAUGAAUCAAGAGAAGUUAGCCAAGCUUCAAGCUCAGGUCCGGAUAGGAGGCAAGGGCACAGCUCGCAGAAAGAAGAAGGUGGUACAUAGGACAGCCACAGCAGACGACAAGAAACUUCAGAGUUCUCUCAAAAAAUUGGCUGUGAAUAAUAUUGCUGGUAUUGAAGAGGUGAACAUGAUUAAAGAUGAUGGGACGGUUAUUCAUUUCAACAACCCCAAAGUCCAGGCUUCCCUCUCCGCCAACACCUUUGCAAUCACUGGCCAUGCAGAAGCAAAGCCAAUCACAGAAAUGCUUCCUGGAAUAUUAAGCCAGCUUGGAGCUGACAGCUUAACGAGUCUUAGGAAGUUAGCUGAACAGUUCCCCAGGCAAGUGUUGGAUAGCAAAACACCCAAGCCUGAAGACAUUGAUGAAGAGGAUGACGAUGUGCCAGAUCUCGUAGAAAAUUUUGACGAAGCAUCAAAGAAUGAAGCAAACUAGAGUCUGAGAAUUCUCGGUGGCCGGCAUGGACUGGGUUGGAGAAAGGAGCGGGUGGCUACAGAGCUGGACAGCGGCAGAGAGCGUCGCCUGUUAAUAGUUCAGUAAUAUAAAUAUUUUGUAUAUUAAUGAUGCUGUUUGUUCAGCAUUUUUCUGUCAAUUGAUUUUGCAUUUUGCACUUCUCCCAGGAUCUCCUCUUUUGGUCAAAAUACGAAGUAUUGGUGCAGCUUUGAGGGUUUUUGUGUGUUUGAGAGUGUGUUGUGUGUGGGUGUAUGCGUGUGGGUGUGUGUGUACAGUGGAGAGCCAAUUGGAUAACAGUGCUAUUGAUCCUCCCCCAGCCCCCAGUAGAAAAUAAAACAGAUCUUUAAGUCUC